Magnolia sinica is the source of this 1050-nucleotide messenger RNA. Its product is annotated as cysteine-rich repeat secretory protein 38-like. The record is from RefSeq and is a predicted model, not a curated record. The transcript is spliced from 3 exons. NCBI's taxonomy places the organism in Eukaryota, Viridiplantae, Streptophyta, Magnoliopsida, Magnoliales, Magnoliaceae. The coding region runs from base 1 to 1050 and encodes 349 amino acids.
AUGGAAAGGUCUGUAUUGCACUACAAGGAGUUUAGCCUAAAUUUGGCGGGCAUAGCAUUGGAUGCUUGGCAUGGAAUUCCUGCAAAAGUGGCAUUUUCCGGGAAAGACCUGGUUGGGGACAAGUUAUGCAAGGCCGAAGACCCCUUCUACCAAUUUUGUGAAAAUACAGCUAGUUACGGAGGCAAUACCACUUUCCAAUCGAACUUGGAAGAAGUCUUCUCUAUUCUAACUGCAAAUGCUGGUACAUCGCCCUUCCUUUAUAGGGAGAAAGGUGAAGAGCCAGAUAUUGCCCAUGCCCUCUACCUUUGCAGGGGAGACGUUACUGGGGAAGUUUGCAAGAAGUGCAUCCAUGAGGCCAGUCAAGAAAUCACACGAAGGUGCCCUAACAGGACAUCUAUUAUAUGGUACGAUUCAUGUAUGUUACACUACUCAGAAAAGAGGAUCUACUCAGUUUACGAUCCGACAGAUAAAUCAUUAAAAGGAUUUAACACGUCGAAUACAGAAAACGUUACAGACCCAAAUGGGUUCAAUCUGGUCUUGGAUGGUUUAAUGGCUAAGCUUGUGAGAGAUGCAACCGAAAUCCCUUGGAGGCCUAUGUUCGCGACUGGGGAAGUGAAUUUUACAAGCUUUCAGACGAUAUAUGGGCUUGUACAGUGCAGCCAGCAUUUGGCGAGAGAUGACUGCAAAAAUUGCUUACAACAUGCUCUCUCUGAGAUUCCGUCAUGCUGCAAUGGGAAGCAAGGUGGAAGACUUUUAGGAGCAAGUUGUAAUUUGAGAUACGACGUCCAGCGUUUCUACGCAGCUGAUGCAGCACUGCCUCCACGGCCUUCUUCCACAACUACUACAACAGGCAAAGAUUGGAUGUUACCAUGCAUGACAUGUGAUGGCCCACCAAAUCAACAGUUCCCUGAUAUUGGAAGGCUCAGGGUAAUUGUGUAUGGAUGGUCGUCUUUGAUGCCAGAGGACUGUGAUGGUGGUUUCAUGAAGAGUAGCUACCAUGGUGUCCAACGUGAAGAAUCUCCUAGUGGGGUGAUUCUCAUCUCAACAUAG